Messenger RNA from Ailuropoda melanoleuca (giant panda), 1904 nucleotides. It is a transcript of the gene SQSTM1, whose product is annotated as sequestosome 1. The record is from RefSeq and is a predicted model, not a curated record. The transcript is spliced from 7 exons. Gene Ontology annotation, molecular function: K63-linked polyubiquitin modification-dependent protein binding; protein kinase C binding; zinc ion binding. Gene Ontology annotation, cellular component: amphisome; aggresome. Gene Ontology annotation, biological process: endosome organization; mitophagy; aggrephagy. NCBI's taxonomy places the organism in Eukaryota, Metazoa, Chordata, Mammalia, Carnivora, Ursidae. The coding region runs from base 155 to 1216 and encodes 353 amino acids.
UCCUAGGCCUGCGGAUGCCCCACUAGCACCGGCCUCCACCCUUCUCAGCAGCUUGUAUCUGACCGAGAAGCCUCGGGUGCUCACGUGCUGUCUUGUCCACAACCUAGAUGAGGACGGAGACUUGGUGGCCUUUUCCAGUGACGAGGAACUGCGCAUGGCAAUGUCCUACGUGAAGGAUGACAUCUUCCGGAUUUACAUCAAAGAGAAGAAGGAGUGUCGGCGGGACCACCGCCCCCCGUGUGCCCAGGAGGCACCCCGCGGCCUGGUGCACCCCAACGUGAUCUGUGACGGUUGCAAUGGGCCAGUGGUAGGGACCCGCUACAAGUGCAGCGUGUGCCCGGACUACGACCUGUGCGCUGCCUGCGAGGGGAAGGGCCUGCACCGGGAGCACAGCAAGCUUGUCUUCCCAGCCGCCUUCGGGCCCUUUUCUGAGGGCUUCUCUCACAGCCGCUGGCUCCGGAAGCUGAAACACGGGCACUUCGGGUGGCCCGGCUGGGAGAUGGGCCCGCCGGGGAACUGGAGCCCGCGUCCUCCCCGAGCAGGGGACGCCCGCCCUGGCCCUGCAGCAGAAUCAGCUGCUGGCCCGUCGGAGGAUCCCAGUGUGAAUUUCCUCAAGAACGUAGGGGAGAGUGUGGCGGCUGCCCUGAGCCCUCUGGGCAUUGAAGUGGAUAUUGAUGUGGAACACGGAGGGAAGAGAAGCCGCCUCACCCCCGUCUCUCCUGGCAGCUCCAGCACCGAGGAGAAGUGUGGCUCUCAGCCCAGCAGCUGCUCUUCGGACCCCAGCAAACCAGACGGGGACCCGGAGGGCACGGCGCAGUCUCUCGCGGAGCAGAUGAACAAGGUCGCCCUGGAGUCAGGGCCGCCUGAGGAACAGAUGGAGUCUGAUAACUGCUCGGGAGGAGACGAAGACUGGACUCACCUGUCUUCAAAAGAAGUGGACCCAUCUACAGGAGAGCUCCAGUCUCUGCAGAUGCCCGAAUCCGAGGGGCCGGGCUCUCUCGACUCUUCUCAGGAAGGGCCCACAGGCCUGAAGGAAGCUGCGUUGUACCCACAUCUGCCACCAGAAGCUGACCCCCGGCUCAUCGAGUCACUCUCCCAGAUGCUGUCCAUGGGCUUCUCGGACGAGGGCGGAUGGCUCACCAGGCUCCUGCAGACCAAGAACUACGACAUUGGGGCCGCGCUGGACACCAUCCAGUAUUCCAAGCACCCGUUGUGACGGCUUCUGCCCCCUUGUUCUUUCCCCCUUCUUGUCGCCUCGUUGUGUUGAGCUAGUGUAGAACAGCAGGGCCUCUCUAAGGGCCACUUUCUCUGCAUUCUUCUUGCGGAAUCUGGGGGCAGGGAUGCACCAAGCCAUCAGGGCAGUAGAGCAAGUGACAGAGGGGGAGGCCCCGUGUGUGGAUGCGGGGUCCGAGAAGUGUCUACCGGCUUCUGGGGCAGACGGAGUCCUUGCUGGGGAGGACGCGGAGGCCACACGGCACCCUGCUCCUGCUCUCCCCCACCAGGAUCACACCAGCAGUCCAGAAUGUCUUGCCUAAUGGCCUUCUGCCUUUUUCUUUUUUUUAAUGACUAAUAGUAGGCUGACAUAUAGUUGAUCUUCUGCUAGAAACCUGAUCGGCUCCAAGUUUAGAGCGAGUACAGCCAACAGCCUGUCGGGUGGGGAAGGAGUGAGGACGGGAGGACAGGGCAGUCCAGGACUGGGCUUCUCGAAUCUGUGAAUGAGGAGAGGCUGAGCGAGAAGGGAGGCCGGUGCUCGCAGAAUACUGCCUGUUCCAUAACCACUCUAGUUCUCAUGUUUCCAGACGUGUCCGUUGCUUUUACAGGAAGGAAAACCCUUUGUAACCAUUCUGUGGCUAUGUUGCAAACAAUCAUCUGUAAUUAAACGGCAUAAGCACUUUAAUCAAAGA